AUGGUGGACCCUCUAUCUAUUGCGUCCAGCGUCGUAAGCCUGAGCAGUGGAUGUCUCCUCACAGUGAAGAGACUAAUCGAAGUUGCUGGCAAGUUCAAAGAUGCCCCCAAACUUAUCCACAGCCUCUCCUCAGAAGCCAAAGUUAUCGCAAUCUCGCUGUCGCAACUUCACAACAUCUUCGUCAGCGAUGAACAUUCAAUUCUAUCCCAAGCUCUUCUCACGCCAGACAUUCGCACUGCUCUCGACAUCGCACUUACAGGUUGUACGGUGACGCUGUCGUGUAUCGAGGACGAGACCCGCAGCCUCGCGGCGAAACUUGAAUCUGAUCAAAAGAUUAAAUUCGCUGAUCGAGCAAAGGUUGUUUGGAAAGAUGAUAGGUUCAAGGAGUUGCUGCAACAGCUACAUAGACAGCAUAAUGUUAUUGCUAUUUUGCAACAAGGCUUUCAGAUGAAAAUCCUCGCAGACAUCGUUCCUCAUCUUUGGUCCCAUCACCCUGCAUUCACCAGGGUUGCCGCUGACACCGAGUCUCUGCGCGGUCUAUAUCCUCAGAUGAAAGGCGCAAAAUCGUUUCUGGAAUCAACCGAGGAAGGCGGAGGCGAGGAGGCGACAUUCUCGAUCGUCAGCGAACGGCAAUUCGAGUUUGACGAUAUUGUAACAAACUCGCAGGCGUACCGUAGAGUAGUAGUUGCGGCCACGCAGACAUUAAGAGCAACUCAUAGUCGAAUUGUCUCAGCUGAAGGAGUUUCCAAGGACACAUCCGAUGGACAGGCGAAUAAUAGCGACAGCAAGGUACUAGACUCAAACAGCGCUAAUCAAUCUCGCAAACUCGGUGGGUCCAGGUGGACGAAUACUGUUGAAGAGAAUUUGAUACAAAAAGGAUACUUUUUGCCCCCGUCGACAAUUGACACCAGCAAUUUCGUUCAGCAGCUUCGAGGAUAUGUUACUCACGUCGAUGACAUCGAGAAAAAGUUGCGUGAUGCUGGUGAAGAAUCGAGUGCAUUGCGUGAGAUGCUAAAGCAAAAGGGAUCAGCGAUUCAAGAUUUAGAGUGGGAUGUCCAACAACAAUUUGGUGAAAGGAAAAAGAUUUCUGGUACAUUGUGUCAAACUCUUUACGACAUGAAAAAAGUGGAAGCUGAUUGUUGGAAAUGGAAAGAGAAGUACACUCUCGUGCAGCUUGAAGUUCUGGGCUUAAAAGCUAAGGUGGAUGAGAUCAAAGAAAACUUUGUGCAGCAGAGAAAAGAAUGGGGCCAGAAAAGACAAGAGUUGGAAGAGAAAUUACUAAAACUCGGGAGCGAAAGAGAUGAGUUCAAAAGUAAUUGGCUAUUUGAAAGCGAGAAAGUGGAAAAGCUAAGCAAAGAGAUGGAGGAGGAUGCUGACAUGGCCCGCAAGGCACUUGAAAAUAAAAUAUGGGAAGGUAAAACUUUGCAGAUCGGAUCGACGCUACUCAUUCAACUUCAACCACCCAUCAGUCUACAAAAAGCCAGCAAUGGAUCGCGUUUACUGCAGGCUUUCAAGUCACCCGAAGCGCCUGAAGGGCGGGUAACAAGAUGGAAUAACAGUCAAAAGAGAUGGCUCUUUGUGGAAAUAUGUACCGACAAGUCUCAAUUCAAGAAACCUACAGCGUCAGCCGUGAGGCCACCUCGAAGACCGUCAUCUCCAGCACUUGAGCCAGAAUCCGCUGAGGAAACGCUGUCCCCAGUCACCUCUGAUUUCGAUUCCGCAGUCACCUCUGAUUCGAUGGACUGGUAGGAUUCAAGUACGAUGAUGAAGGAUGAUUCAUUGAUUCUACGGAAGGGCCUGGCCUUAAGGGCCAGUCGCUGACUAAUAUGGUGGUGGGCGAGGCAGGCGCGAGCCUAUCUCCUAACAUGGACAAUGAGGUGGAACCUGAGAUUGAAUGGAAAAAGGUUGAGAGGAGGCCGAUGCCUAGGAAGGGAAAGGACAGGCCCAGAAAGUAGGACUGAGGAGUGGGGGACCCAGACUGCACAGUUGUUAC
Molecule: messenger RNA, 1993 nt
Organism: Mollisia scopiformis
Lineage: Eukaryota; Fungi; Ascomycota; Leotiomycetes; Helotiales; Mollisiaceae
Exons: 3
Coding region: 1-1749 (582 amino acids)
Source: RefSeq, a predicted model, not a curated record